GGGAACUAAGAAGGAAAUUGGAGGUUUCUUCUGCAUUCAUUAUUUUUCUGAGUUUCUGUGUUUUGUUUGCUUCUUCUCUUCCUUUCUACCUUAACCCUUCCAAGCCAAGAUAUAAAUAAGACAAAUCCUCUCUUCUAUUCUCUGCGGGUUGAAACACCAAGAACCUUACAAAACCCUCUUUCUUUCUAGAUCUGUAGGAAUUCCCAACCCUUUCGGCUCCGAUUUUCAUUUCACCGGACAAGACCAAACCCUAACCCUUUCUUGCUGUAUGAUAUCAGAUUGAGACGUAGUUUUCGUGUUAAUUUGUAAAUUCUUUCGGUAGUUUAGGUUAGAUUGAGUUUUUGGGUUUUGAAUCGGAGAGAUGAACCACCACCACAACAACAGAGCGAGGUACCCUCCUGGAAUGGGGCUUGGACGAGGAGGUUUUCAUCCGAACGUCGGCCACAACCCCAACCUCAACCAGAACCCUGGCCUGAACCAGAAUCAGGCGUUUCAGCCUCGGCCAUCAUACCAGCAACAGCCGCAUUACGUGCAGAGGCAUUUGAUGCAACAGCCACAGCAGCAGCAGCAGUGGCUGAGAAGAGACGCCAAUGCCGUUGACGAGGUCGAGAAGACCGUGCAGUCUGAAGCCGUGGAUUCGAGCUCACAAGAUUGGAAAGCAAGACUCAAGAUUCCACCAGCUGAUACACGCUAUAAGACUGAGGAUGUAACAGCAACAAAAGGAAAUGAAUUUGAGGAUUACUUUUUGAAGCGUGAGCUGCUCAUGGGAAUAUAUGAGAAGGGUUUUGAAAGGCCUUCUCCCAUCCAAGAAGAAAGCAUUCCAAUUGCUCUUACUGGUAGUGACAUUCUUGCUAGGGCUAAAAAUGGAACUGGCAAAACUGCUGCAUUUUGCAUUCCUGCGUUGGAAAAAAUUGACCAAGAUAAUAAUGUUAUUCAAGUUGUUAUACUGGUCCCAACCCGAGAACUGGCUUUGCAGACUUCUCAAGUGUGUAAAGAACUUGGAAAACACUUGAACAUUCAAGUUAUGGUUACAACAGGUGGUACCAGCCUGAAAGAUGAUAUAAUGCGCUUAUACCAACCAGUUCAUUUACUAGUUGGAACUCCAGGAAGAAUAUUAGAUCUUGCUAAGAAAGGUGUUUGUAUUAUGAAAGAUUGCUCUAUGCUUGUUAUGGAUGAGGCUGAUAAGCUUCUGUCCCCAGAGUUCCAACCUUCAAUAGAGCAGCUGAUUCAUUUUCUUCCUUCAAACCGUCAAAUCUUGAUGUUUUCAGCAACAUUUCCUGUUACUGUAAAGGAUUUCAAAGAUAGGUAUCUUCAUAAACCUUAUGUCAUCAACCUUAUGGAUGAGCUAACUCUGAAGGGUAUUACACAAUAUUAUGCAUUUGUGGAAGAGAGGCAGAAAGUCCAUUGCUUAAAUACUCUAUUUUCUAAGCUGCAAAUAAACCAGUCUAUAAUUUUCUGCAACUCAGUGAAUCGAGUAGAACUCCUUGCCAAGAAAAUCACAGAACUUGGGUAUUCAUGUUUCUAUAUUCAUGCAAAGAUGUUGCAAGACCAUCGUAACAGAGUGUUUCAUGACUUCCGCAAUGGUGCAUGUCGAAAUCUUGUUUGUACUGAUCUUUUUACUAGAGGAAUAGACAUUCAGGCAGUUAAUGUUGUUAUUAAUUUUGAUUUUCCCAAGAACUCAGAGACUUAUUUGCACAGGGUUGGUCGUUCAGGGAGGUUUGGGCACCUUGGGUUGGCAGUGAACUUGAUUACUUACGAGGAUCGCUUUAAUUUAUAUAGGAUUGAACAAGAACUUGGAACUGAAAUAAAGCAGAUUCCACCGCAAAUUGAUCAGGCAAUUUAUUGCCGGUAAUUGGUUGUAAAUACCGGGAUUGUGUUUACAAUUGUGGCUAAUAGCAGUGGUUAGUGUGACCGUGACACAAGCAGGUGCAUGGGAGGAUUUGCUAAGCUAGUGAAUAGUGUAUUAUUGGACCCUGGCAUGAGAGGAUGCACUUUCAAAACUGGGUAUUAUUGGACCCAUUAUUGAGUGCUUUUCGAUAAAUUCUGGUUUUGAGAGCCCUGAAACAUUAUUGGAACAUUUUGAGUUUAGUUUUGGCUUUUAAUUGCCAGAUAGUGACUGGGUCCAGUUUGGGUUUCCGUUAAUUACAUUUGCAUAUUAUUGUCAUUACAUAUUUGAGUACUCUAGUUUUAUAUUAUGGUUUAGGGAUGAUAUACCUUGUUAUGAACAUGUCCCUUCCUGCAAUUAUGGCUUCUCUUAUAAA
This is a messenger RNA of Vigna angularis (adzuki bean), 2261 nucleotides long. Its product is annotated as DEAD-box ATP-dependent RNA helicase 8-like. Gene Ontology annotation, cellular component: cytoplasmic stress granule; P-body. Gene Ontology annotation, biological process: P-body assembly; cytoplasmic stress granule assembly. NCBI's taxonomy places the organism in Eukaryota, Viridiplantae, Streptophyta, Magnoliopsida, Fabales, Fabaceae. The transcript is spliced from 10 exons. Bases 362 to 1852 code for a protein of 496 amino acids. The record is from RefSeq and is a predicted model, not a curated record. Gene Ontology annotation, molecular function: ATP binding; RNA helicase activity; mRNA binding.